AUGCUUCAGGUCACCCAAGGAAAACUGAACGUACUCGCCAGAGAACAUAAUGCCCUUCCCCAGCGUUUGUUGGAAUUUAAAGGCGUGGCAGAAGACAAUGACGGAGAAAAAGCAGCAAAGGGUGCUAAAGCUGACGUUACGUUCAAUGAUGUGGAAGAAACGCGUCAGGUCCCCGAAGACAAGUUGAGCGAACCUGCCCAGCAAGAGAAUGCGCUACAGCAACUCUCCGAGGAGGAUAAAGAGACAAUCAAGCAGUUCACAGCUCUUUGGAUCAGAACUUGGGACGAAAUAGAAGCUACACACGACGACUAUGCAUCUAGUCACUGA
This is a messenger RNA of Metarhizium acridum CQMa 102, 327 nucleotides long. Lineage: Eukaryota; Fungi; Ascomycota; Sordariomycetes; Hypocreales; Clavicipitaceae. The record is from RefSeq and is a predicted model, not a curated record.